This is a messenger RNA of Dentiscutata heterogama, 547 nucleotides long. The record is from the annotation of a GenBank genome assembly. Lineage: Eukaryota; Fungi; Glomeromycota; Glomeromycetes; Diversisporales; Gigasporaceae.
GCCAUCCCGUCCUGCGUUCAGAUGUUUGGAAGCAGUCUAUUGGGCUGUCCUUAAGCAUACGCGUUUAAGGCCCGAGUCCCAGUAUGCUGUUUUCCAGGGUGCGUUCACUAUACCUACUGUCGUUAGGCCAUCCCGUCCUGCGUUCAGAUGUUUGGAGGCAGUCUGUUGGGCUGUCCUUAAGCAUACGUGUUUAAGGCCCGAGUCCCAGUAUGCUAUGUUUGAAUCUGUAGUGACGGAAUAUCUUGAAAAAACGAAAAAUAAAGAUUGGGCAAUUCUUGGAAUCUUAGAAUUUGCACGAUCAAACUCGAACACCAAAUUAUCCGUAGCUACACUCAAUGAUUUCAAGGAAGAUCUAUACACAAUAUUAUCUAGCUAUAAGGAUAAAUGUAACGUUCACGUAAAUGCCAAAAACAAGGCGUCGAAGAUUUUAUCGACUUUUGACUCAACAUUUUCUACUGCCAAAGUUAAGCAAUUCAUCAAAGAUCUUGAAUAUCAUGAGGAAGCACGAGUAAAUGUCACAUCCACCUACACAGUUACGGUUUUAAAG